AUGAAUUACAAUUCCAAUUUUCCAAAACCAAGAAAUGUCAGAAGAAUAUCACCAACUGAAAUGCAUAUUCAAAGGGAGAAAGGGCUAUGCUAUACAUGUGAUGAGAAGUUCACUUAUUCUCAUAGGUGUCUUAAUCGGCAAUACCUAUUGUUGCAAAUGGAUGAGGAUGAAAAUGUUGAAGUGCAACCGGACCCACCUCCUAGAAUUGAGGAAGCCAUGGGAAAUUUGAAUUUAGACCAUCACCUAUCUUAUAAUGCCCUUAAAGGUUCCUCGAGCCUAGGAACUAUGAAGUUUAGUGGUACAAUUAAUGGCAUGGUGGUUCAGAUAUUACUUGAUAGUGGUAGUUCAGACAACUUUUUGCAACCUAGGAUUGCUAAUUGUCUGAAGCUUCCAAUUGAACAUGCUUCCAAUUUCCAAGUCCUUGUGGGAAAUGGAAACUCAUUAGUUGUUGAAGGUUUGGUGAAGCAACUAGAAGUCAUGGUUCAAGGUCAUUCUCUCAAAUUACCUGUCCAGCUUACCUUGAAGUUCUACAAGGACAAUCAGUUUGUCACAUUACGUGGUGAUCACCCUAAAUUAUCGGGCCUUGUUCAAUUUAACCAGCUGAGGAGAAUGCAUCAUACACAUGCUAUAGCUGAAGUUUUUACCUUGCAGUAUAAGCAACAAGAUGUGCCUCAGGAUAAAUGGCUUGAAUUACCUAAAGAUAUGGAACCCGAUUUGGUGAUGUUGUUGCAUAAUUAUAGAAGUAUCUUUGUUGUGCCUACUGAAUUACCUCCUUUAAGAACUCAGAAACAUGCCAUUCCAUUGAAGCACCAAUUAUAUGCCAAACUAUCCAAAUGUUCAUUUGGGUUGCCAAAAGUGGAUUACCUGGGACAUACUGUUUCAGGCCAAGGUGUGUCAAUGGAUAAAGACAAAGUACAGGCAGUUUUGGAUUGGCCAACACCUAUUAACAUUAAACAAUUAAGAGGCUUUCUCGGGCUCACUAGAUAUUACAGAAAAUUUAUCAAAUCUUAUGUGGUAAUUACAACACCUUUGACUAAUUUGCUUAUGAAAGAUAAAUUCCUGUGGGGAGUAGAUGCAGAUGAAGCUUUCAAAAAGCUCAAAAAUGUUAUCACACAAGCACCAGUUUUAGCCUUACCAAACUUUUCAAUGCCUUUUACCUUGGAAACAAAUGCAUAUGGAAUAGGUGUAGGUGCUGUACUAAGUCAAAUGCAACACCUCAUUGCUUACUUUUCAAAAAAGUUGAAUGUUAGAAUGCAAAAACAAUCAACUUAUGCAAGGGAAUUCUUUUCUAUUACUAAAGCAAUAGCAAAAUUCAGGCAUUAUCUGCUUGGUCACAAAUUUGUCAUCAAGACGGAUCAAAAGAGCCUUAAGUCACUCACUGAUCAAGUUGUUCACACACCUGAGCAGCAAAAUUGA
Glycine soja is the source of this 1416-nucleotide messenger RNA. RefSeq lists its product as uncharacterized. NCBI's taxonomy places the organism in Eukaryota, Viridiplantae, Streptophyta, Magnoliopsida, Fabales, Fabaceae. The transcript has 3 exons. The record is from RefSeq and is a predicted model, not a curated record. The coding region runs from base 1 to 1416 and encodes 471 amino acids.